UAAAAAACUGAAGUCCCUAGCUAACUAUAAAAAUGCAGCAAAAAACUAAAACGGAUCAUAAACAUAUUUCGGGCGAGACGAAAUGACAGUGGCGGCUGGGAUUGGUUACGCCUUGUUAGCUUUAGGCCCUUCUCUUUCUCUGUUCGUCUCUGUAAUCUCUCACAAACCCUUUUUAGUGCUCACCGUUCUCUCCAGUACACUGUUAUGGCUCAUGAGUCUGAUAGCGUUGUCGGCAAUUUGGAGGGCUUUUCUUCCGAUUAGGUCGUCGUCCUCAUCUUGGUUGCCCUUUUCGAUUCUCAUAUUCACCUCUGUGGUCUUCCAAGAAGGUCUUCGGAUCCUCUUCUGGAGAGUUUACAAGAAGCUGGAAGAUAUACUGGAUGCUUUUGCGGACCGAGUUUCUAAACCUCGGCUAUUUUUAACAGAUAAGAUGCAAAUUGCCCUUGCUGGUGGUUUAGGUCAUGGUGUCGCGCAUGCUGUCUUCUUCUGUCUUAGCCUUCUAACUCCUGCAUUCGGAUCAGCGACUUUUUAUGUGGAAAAAUGCUCCCAGAUGCCCUUUUUUCUUGUUUCUGCUCUUAUAGCUCUCGUGUUUGUCACGAUUCAUACAUUCUCAAUGGUCAUUGCAUUCAAUGGAUAUGCCGAAAGAAACAAAGUUGACCAGCUUAUUGUGCCUGUUGUUCAUCUCAUUGCGGGGAUGCUGGUACGUCUUCUUUGUCCCUCCUGUUAAACUCAUAUAUUCUAGUGCAAAUGUAUUUUUGCCCGUACAUAUCCCAAGGUAUGUAAUUAAGAUAUUGCAUGCAUUAGAAAGUAGAGUUAAAACAAGUUAACUGGGCCUGCUUGUAUAUUUGACUUUAGACUGAUGAUUCCCCAAAGUCUGUGAUAAUGGCAGAAAACUAAUAAAGUCCUCAGAGUGGAUGCUUAAUGCAAUUCUAGUCCAAAAUUUGGACUUUUUAAAUUUUUAUAUAGAGGCUAUCCAUUUCCAUUGAUAUAGGGAACUGUAAAAACAUUGAUUGAGAGGAGAGUAGAAUUCUAACGUUAUACAUGACAUCCGAAUUCAUUUGUGUACAUUGUUCUUUCUACUGCAUGCUUAGAAUAUUUUGCAGUUUUGAAAUGGAGAAUGUUGAUUGUUGUCUGAUGAAGUCAUUUAACUGUUGAGGUUCUUCUUUCUUUGUCUCUCCAAGACGCUGGUGAAUCUUGCACCUGAGGGUUGCAUCUUUGGAAUUCCGCUUCUCUACUUGAUGGCAAUCUUCACUUUAGUUUACUGUGGAAAGAUGGUUUGGAAAAGAUUGACAGAAAGGGAAAGUAGACCCAGAUUUGUAGCUAAUUUAUCUUAACUGAAUGCGCCAAACUCGAUUUCCGUAUGGGAACUUGAACAUUAGUAAGUCUGUAGCUAGGUGAUUCUUUUAUCUAUCUGAAGGAGCCUGAAUGUUCUUUGUGGCGCCUGAGCUGGAGUGGGGGUGUUUAAGCAUCCAAUAUGAUAAGCUCUACUCUUUCAUUGCUGUACAAAUGUUUCCAUCAACCUUCUUGUAGAAUGUUUAUUCUGUCUCUCUAUCGUUGUUAGAACUCUAUUGUUCUUUUCUUCCUUUUCUUGUUCUUUUUUUUUUCUUUUCACACCUUGACAGAAUCAUGAAUGCCGUUGGGAGUGAAAAUGAUGAGGACACGGCGUCACUUUCAUAUUUAUACAUAUGUUUGAAGUCACAUUCGUUCGGUUACAUAGUGUUCUGAGAAUGUACGGUAAGGAAAAUGAGGUCAAGGGAUUAAUAUAGAGUUGCAAAUGGUGAUCGCCUGUGGUAAAUGCUUGUUCCACACAAACUUUAAGCAUAAGCAUUGUUCAAUUUUGAUGGGACAUGAAAAAUUACGGAUUCUCUUCUCCUCGAAAUAAUUGUCCAAUUUAUAUUUCUAUUGUUGAUAUAAAUUACACUGAAAAUAAAAAUUUAUAUAUCUUUGCUUCUCUCUAAAUGAGCUAAAAUUACGACUUUACAAUUUCGUACAUGGGAAUAUAUUAAAGGUCACUUUUAUGCAGGUUGUGGGCCAACAAAAUGAUGUUAGGUUUGCUUGAGAAACAAACCAAAAUAGAGAUUUCAUUGCAGAAGCGACUCUGCAAUUGACAAUCAACUUUUUUCUUAAAUUCAUCUAUUGCUUUCAUAAUUUGCAUUAGUGAAUUAAAUUUGUAUAAAAUGCAAGUAACAAUAAGAGAUAUUAAUUUGGGCUUACUUAUUAAGAUUUGUUGUAUCAAUAGGUAUCGAUUCGGAUUUGUAAUACUAUUAGUUGGAGUUGUUGAGUUGAAGGCAUGGCAUUAGCAAUAGAUGCUCUAUUGUUGUAAGAGAUUUUUCGUGUUUGUAUAAUUGUAUGCUACUUAUAUGAUGGGGCAAUUUGGCCAUCGCUUGAUUGGGCUUUAAUUUAGUCGGUCCAGGUAUCAAAUAAUAUUCACUAAGACCUAUUUGCACCCAUGUGUAAGGGAAUAUUCUUAUAUUUUUUUUUGGGUCUAUAAAAGGAGCACCCCAAGACAUUUAUUCCUCAUGUUAUUCUCUCUCCAUAUAGCAUUUAGUAGUCUCUCUUUCUCUUUCUAAGACUUCUAACUUAAGUAUUUGAGUGCUAACCCUAUUUUACAGGCAUUUGGGGGAUUAUUAGCACUCACUCGUGGACUGACUCAAGGAUGCUCCAUCAAUUGGACGCUGACUGUGGUGAACGCGGUUAGACAGAAACGUGUUCCCGUUUCUUGAACUCUCUUUUAAUGUUGGAGUUAUACUUCGAUAGUGUCCACGAGACAAAGACCUGAUGAACCACGGGGCAGUCGCCCCCAGGAUCCUGGAGCGACGAAGCAGAUGGUUGCGACCAAGCUGGAUUCUAGGCGUGGCCGCACCGAGAAGCAAAUAAUCGACGCAUACAAAGGAUCCAACCUGCAAAAAGAACUGGAAAUGUCGGAAGAGAGUUACCACCAGUCCACGGGUCGCCGACAAGCAGAAUGACAAACCCAUCGACGACAAGUGGCUAGAAUUUGCUAGGUCGCACCCUGUAGUCUUGGAAUAGUUCCGAGCGUUCUAGGAGGCGCAGUGGGAAGAGCAGCGGGAUCGCGAAGAGGUUGACCCUGAGCGCAGCCUCCAAUAUUUGCUCACAGACCGAGUUGCGACGGACCCCGGACGCCACAAUGCGGCCAAGGCUCCUGUGCACGACCGUCUUGAUCUUCGCCACACAGUCGCUGACAGGCUCGGACUGCGUGUCACAAUUGAUCGCCUUGGAGCCUGCGUCCUCGAGGUCCCUAGUGUGAUCCCUUCUGACCCGCAUCUAGCAGUAAUCUUGGCCGAUUCCUUAAACUCAGGACCCCUUUGUUCGCGUAUCAUGGUGACGGAGAACCUCGAAGGCUUCAAGAUGCUGACCA
This is a messenger RNA of Oldenlandia corymbosa var. corymbosa, 3376 nucleotides long. The record is from the annotation of a GenBank genome assembly. NCBI's taxonomy places the organism in Eukaryota, Viridiplantae, Streptophyta, Magnoliopsida, Gentianales, Rubiaceae.